AUGCGUGUUGGAACUGGGUGCGGCGGCGGCGGCGGCGGCAGCGAGGUUGAGCCUGGCUCUCUUCCACAAUUUUUUUACUUUUGACCAAAUCCUCCUUCGUUUCCUCCAGCGUUCCCUCCACGACUGUGAGGCUACCGCUUUCUAUAGCGCGCCGCGUGUUAUCUUUUGCUGACGCGGCAACCAUACACUGCCCCGUCCUCUCUUCAAACGUCGUUUUAUUUUGAUUCAGCUUUCGCCCAGCGCGCCUCCUGCUGCCGAACGGGGCAGACCUCGAUUUUUU
Molecule: messenger RNA, 280 nt
Organism: Ectocarpus sp. CCAP 1310/34
Lineage: Eukaryota; Phaeophyceae; Ectocarpales; Ectocarpaceae
Source: the annotation of a GenBank genome assembly